AUGAACUUCCAAGGAUCCUGGUGAAACAUAAAAAGUCUUCCUCCUUUAGACAUUAUUUUGGUUCACCCACGAUGACGGAUGACGAUUCAGACGAGCCGAUCGGACGUCGUGGGCCGUCCUCUCGUUCGCGUUCUUCGAGAAGUUCAGGUGGAGGCGGAACAAGCAGUCGAAAAAAAGCAUCGACCUCAAACAGGUCAAAGGCCAAACGGAAAAUCAUUUCUUCUGAUGAGGAAAAUGAUGAACAUGCGGCACCCGUUCGGUCGUCAGGCGGACUCAAUUCGCCAUCGGUUGAUAGUAAAGAUCGGUCACGACAAGAAAAGGGUAAAUUAAAAGAUUCAAAGAUCCCUUUCGAUGGUGAGGUUAAUAUGGACGUCCGCAAUCCUCCCGAACCUCCGUCGUUAUCGCCAAUUCUCGGUUCAUCAUUGGACGGCGUAGGGGCUUCCUUCAGUCCGGUACUCUCCAAGGGCCCACCGUCUCCGCGACAUCAGCAACAGAGCCUCUGCUGGAAGCAUCGGGUGAAUUUAAUCGGUGAAAAGGUUGUGGAUCCAAUGAUACACAUUUGUGAUAAAUGUCACCUGCCGAUCCUCACCUAUGCACGAAUGAUUCCUUGCAAGCAUGUGUUCUGUCUGGAGUGUGGACGAGCAGCCGAAAAAAUCUGCUAUAAGUGUGGGGAUAAGGUAACCCGUGUAGAGCAGACAACACUCGGUAAAGUGUUUAUGUGUACCCACCAGCAAGGAAAAACGCGCGAGCCUUGCAAACGGACAUAUCUUAGCCAGAGGGAUUUGCAGGCGCAUAUCGCCCACCGUCACAUCAAGGCCAAGGAAAAGGAAAAGCCACAAUUACCCGUUCCCAUCGUCUCCCGCGAUCCGCGUCACAUGCCGCAUCGAAGUCACGCGCAGAUGGUCGCUGCGGGGGCUGCAAACCAUCAGGUCGCAGGUGUAGCUAGCCACACAACAACGGUGGCGCAAACAGCAGCCGCCAUUGCGGCCGCUCAGGCUGCAGCGGCUGCAGCAUCACUUUCGUGUGCAGGCGCCUCGCUUGUCUCCGCAGGGACGACUUUAGGUUCGAAAGUAACCGCUUCCCCAUAUGGAGCCAAUCCUGCUGGAGCUACACCAUCGCUCGCUGCGCCCCCACUUCCUGCGAUUGCACCAAACGUACUACCUCCAGUUCCGUCAGCAGCUUCACCUUAUCUAACGCCGCCACCGUCAGUCUACGCUCCCCAAAUGGUCCCUCCUCCGUCGGCUGUUUAUGCGGCACCUUCGGCCCACGCCCAGUACCCGCCCGUUGGGGUCCCCGUUGGCGUUGGUCCCGUUCCUCCACCACCGCCGCCUCCGGCUGUGCCCACAUUUGUUCAUGCCCCGCCUCCGCCACCUCCCACUGCCUACGCGGCACCGCCACCAACGCCAUACGAUGAUUACGGGCGAGCGGCAGCCGCGGCAAGCAUGUCUCAUAACCACGGUCAUUCGGCCCACAGUAGUCACACCACCCAUGCUACCCACGCGAGUCACGCCCAUCAGCCGCCUCCGCCCCAUUCGGGCCACUCCUCGAGAGCGCCUCCGCCCCCGUGGCAGCAAAGACCGCCCCCGCCACCUCAGCCACCUACUCAUCGUGACUAUCGUGCUCCGCCUACAGGAACCCAACAACAGCACUACUACAGAUAAUAGAGAUAGCAUGGAGUAGGAAAAAGGAAGCAUGAAAGAAUUUAUAAUGUCAAGUUGAACACAGUGAUGCUGUGAACAGAAUAGUUUACACCAACACAAUUCAAACGUAAUUGUAUAAUAGAGAAAAUGUAUCUUCUCUAAGUGUAAGAACGUGUUUGCGUUGAUCAUUUUAGUAGUUACUACUACUAUUGAUUUACUCGGUUGAUUUACUGUAUACAGUAGAAUCUAGUAGAGUACAAUUGUUAGGUUGACAAGAAAAUUGGUUUCUUUCUGUUUAUAUAUAGGCUAUACUUCAUCUGAUAGCACAGUGCUCAUCCUUUCCGCGAUUGUUCUACGACAUGACUCAAUUUAAAAUGUUGCAUGCAUCCUCCUUGAAAUAAACAUAACAAUAUGUAAGUGGUAAAAAGUAAGUAAAGAAGAGAAGGCGUUGCUUUAGCGACGGUCAGGAACACAACAUAACAUAAUAAUAAAUCUAUAGAAAAUAUCAACUCUCUCUGUUUUUUAUGUCAGAAACGCAAACAAAACUGCAGGCGAUCAAGCAGCUGGAUUUAAAGCCCGAAAUUAAAAUCUACGAGGCAUAAUCACACACAUAAAUGCUAACUAAUAUAGGUUUGUUUUGUAUAUGCUAUUUAGCUGUUGAGGUAGUAAAUAGCAAAGUUUCAUUUUUGUUUUAUAUUAUCUUAUUUUUUGUGAAUAUAUACCUAAACAAUUAAAAGAGUAUUAUGUGGAUUUAUGUAUGCUUGAACAGUGUCUAUGUGCGUUACAUUGUAUAAAGGCGUAUAGUUGGUAAGUAAAAUAGAAAUGGUGAAAACUAAUAAAAUACCUAAUAACAUUAAUUAAUAAAAAAAAC
Molecule: messenger RNA, 2511 nt
Organism: Varroa destructor (honeybee mite)
Lineage: Eukaryota; Metazoa; Arthropoda; Arachnida; Mesostigmata; Varroidae
Biological process (GO): protein ubiquitination; regulation of cell adhesion
Molecular function (GO): ubiquitin protein ligase activity
Source: RefSeq, a predicted model, not a curated record